AUGCCCUUGCAGUCGACUCUGCAAGUCAUCGCUGCAGAUGAACUUGAGCAGACGCAAGCUUGGGCCCAAGCCAUACCUGGAAGCUGUUGGGAAUAUGCUUCACUGUGUGUGCGUGCGCGCGUUUGUCACGUAUUUGUGAAGGCUGGCUCGGAAACUUGGAGCAGCGAGCUGGCCGUAUCAGAGGGGGACUUGGCCUAUGUGAUCUUCACCUCCGGCUCAACAGGAAAGCCGAAGGGUGUUGCCGUGACUCACCGCUCCAUCGUCCACCUUAUUGAGUGGGUGAAUUCCACAUACAACAUCGACCACAAUGACUCACUGCUUUUCACAACCUCCAUCAGCUUCGACCUGUCCUGCUACGACAUGUUCGGCUCGCUGGCAGCAGGGAGUACAGUUCACGUGGCCCCGGAGCUGAGCCCAAAGAAGCUGUUCCAGGUGUUGCAAAAAGGUCACAUCACCUUCUGGGACUCUGCUCCACAAGUGCUGCAGCAGCUGGAGCCAUUCAUUGGCGCUUUGGACUCUUUGCGUCUGGUCUUCCUGAGUGGUGACUGGGUCCCUCUGCAGCUCACGCAGAUGCUGCGCCGGGCCAUGGGUGACGGCCGGGUGGUGGCGUUGGGUGGCGCCACAGAGGUCACGGUCUGGUCCAACUUCUUCGAGGUGGGAGACUUGGAUCCAGAGUGGCGCUCCAUCCCCUACGGAAGGCCGAUUUGGAACCAUCAGUACUACUGCCUGGACGCACAAAGCGCCCCGCUUCAUGUGGGAAUGACUGGAGAGCUGUACAUUGGUGGCGUGGGGGUGGCGCGGGGCUACGUGGGCCGUGCGGAUCUUAGCGAGCGGUUCUUGGAGAACCCCUUCCACCCUGGGAGGGUGUACCGCACGGGAGACAUGGUACGGUUCAUGCCGCUGCGGCCCUGGGGUGUUUACCACAACUCCUGCGAGGUGGUGCUGGAGUUCUUGGGGCGCAAGGACUCCCAGGUGAAGGUCCGAGGCUUCCGCGUGGAGCUGGCGGAGGUGGAGUUGAGCUUUGCGGCUCAGGGCCUGGACUGCGCAGUGCUGGCGCUGCCGUCUGCCUGCCCCGCGGUGUUGGUGGCCUUUGCCCCUCGGUUCUGGUUCUUCGGUAGCUGGAUGUGCUGCUUAGAGUCUCAGAACAGAAAAGGAACUUGCCACAUCUUCUGGAGCGAUUCGCAGGUGUGCAGUGUGGAGGCGCUGCCGCUGACCCGCAGCGGCAAGGUGGACCGCCAGGCGCUGGAGGCUUGGUGGGCGCAGAGGCGGACAGCCUUCCGGGCACCCAUCACGAAGCAGCAGCAGAGGGUGGUGGAGGCGCACCAUCUCCGUCUAGAAAUCUGUUCAGAGAUACUCAAAUGA
This is a messenger RNA of Effrenium voratum, 1362 nucleotides long. NCBI's taxonomy places the organism in Eukaryota, Dinophyceae, Suessiales, Symbiodiniaceae. The record is from the annotation of a GenBank genome assembly.